This is a messenger RNA of Thamnophis sirtalis, 885 nucleotides long. RefSeq names its product amelotin (gene AMTN). Lineage: Eukaryota; Metazoa; Chordata; Lepidosauria; Squamata; Natricidae. The record is from RefSeq and is a predicted model, not a curated record. Gene Ontology annotation, biological process: positive regulation of enamel mineralization; odontogenesis of dentin-containing tooth.
AUGAAGAUUAUAAUUUUACUUCUUUCUCUUUUGGGGCUGACAUUCUCCAUUCCAAUCAACCACAUUGGUGGGAUUCUGGCUACAAGCAGCAGCAAAGAAAUAUUACGCCUGUUGCAAAGGUAUAUAGCCAUCGGUAAUACUCCACAGCAAGCUCAGUCUCGGCAAAGAGCUGUACUGCCUCCAGCAAAGCUGGUUCCAGAUCCAAACCUACCAGGAAAUCAGCCUCCAAAUAUGAACUUUCCUGUCAUCAGCCUACCACAGAAUCAGGUGUUCCCGAUAGAUAUGAAUUACCUUUCUACUCUCCUAGGAAUAUUAUCCACAAUGCAAACAUUGCCUAUAGUUGGUGGAGGAAUGACUGUACCACAGCAGCUACCGCCAGGGCAAGCAAUGCUGCCAAUUAUAGUUACACAGAUGGGACCACAGGGUGCAGUGCUCAGCUCUGAGGAAAUGUCACCUUCACAGUUUUUCACUGGGCUUCUCGUUCCUGGCAUGCAAGGAGCUAUGUUCCCUUCAGGCCAAGCUGAACCCCCUCCUGACGGUCAAGAUGGAUUUCUUCCAGUGGGCCAGGCCAAUCCCGAAGGCACGGCAGCAGGCAUCCAGAAGGUCUUCCCCACAGCCACUGAUGGACUGAGUGAGAUUCCAGGUGAAUUGUACCCAACUCCCUCUGGCUUCAGACAGCCAGAUGCUGGUACAAGUGGCAUGUUUGUAGAACCAACUGCGGACAUCAAUAUGGAACCAAGUGAGCUUCGGGAACCACCCACCUCUCUUGUAAAAUUCGAUAUGGGUAACAUGCAGAGUCCUCACAAUCUCUCUCAACCACUUGUGAGAGGAGACAGCCACAUACCCAUGAACACUGCAGCUAGUAAGCCUCUGAAUGUGCCCUGA